Messenger RNA from Magnusiomyces paraingens, 3387 nucleotides. RefSeq lists its product as uncharacterized. Bases 1 to 3387 code for a protein of 1128 amino acids. Gene Ontology annotation, cellular component: intracellular membrane-bounded organelle. Gene Ontology annotation, molecular function: phosphatidylinositol binding. Lineage: Eukaryota; Fungi; Ascomycota; Dipodascomycetes; Dipodascales; Dipodascaceae. The record is from RefSeq and is a predicted model, not a curated record. The transcript has a single exon.
AUGAAAAAACAGAGAAAGUCUUUGAAAGAAACUUUUAAGCCAUAUGCAUUCACCAAAGACACCAAAUGGACACAGGAGCUUAUUUCUUUGUCAUCUGAUAAGCCAUUACCAUUUUCACUUUAUCCUGAAUCGUUUCUUGUAUCUGAUGCAUUAGAUCAACUGAUUGAAUAUGUUAUGAGAGAUUUUGUUCUUUCGUGGUAUCGUUCUUUUACUAGCGACACCGUUUUCCCUUCUCAGGUAGAUCAUACUCUACGGCUAGCGUUCUCACAGAUUAUCAACCGUUCAUCUCGCAUCAAUUGGCCAGACCUUAUUGUGACAAAGAUGGUCCCCGUACUUACAGAGCAUUUCAGAAAGUUUACUGCAGCUGAUUCCGCCGUUAGAGAAAAAUCUAUGGGUAAAAAUCUUACUGACAAUAGUGAGUUUCAGUAUGCCGUAGCCCUUCAGUAUUCUCAGGGACGUCUUCAUCCCGCUCUUCAACCUUUAAAACAUUAUCAAUAUGACUCUUACCGAAAAAAUUGGCUUCGCGACCUUACUUCAAAACUGAUCUUAGUUUUAAUAGGGGAUACGGCUACUAGUACUGUUGUCAAUAGCUUAGCUAGUGACAUAUUGGCAUGUUCAAUUUUUUUCCCUACGUUAACGAUGCUGUCGGAUCCUGAUUUUUGGAAUCAGCUUGUUAUUACAAUGGCAGGUCCAACUCUUCAAGAUCGAAAAAAGGUUGAACAGCUCAGAAAAGCAUUAAAUGAGCACGCAACAUUGGGAAGUCGCUCUGGUUUUAAGAAUUUAUCGUCUGCAAGUUCAUCUGCGUAUGCCAUUUUAAAUUCUGAUGCUGGCCAAAAUGAUUUCGAUCAUUUCUUUAAAGAUAUACAGAAAUGCAAAUCAAUACCUGAAGCAAGAAAAAUCAGAUACUAUAUUUCAUCUCAACUUGAUAGAAUACCCAAAGAUGCAACAAAUGAAAAUUAUAUUAAACUAUUAAAUCAAGCUCAGUAUUCUGUUGAUAAACGCAUAAAAAAACUUGUUGGAGUUGGAAAGAAGUCUUCUCGCUUUAAUGAAGAUUCUUCACAAACAUAUGGCCAUGGGGGACUUCUUAACCACGAUCCUAGAAAAGAUUACAAUUUACUUGAAAUUUUAAAUGAUCCUGCUUAUCGCCAAUCUUUCACUGAAUUUAUGGACCUUUCUAAACAAUCUCUGCUGGUUCAAUUUUGGUUGACAAUGAAUGGGUUAAGGAAUCCAUUGGAAGAAGACGAUGACGAUGACGAAGAUGACACAAAAGAUAUUUUCAGUAAUAUUAAUUCGAAUAGUCAAAUUACAGGGAAUAGUUUUUCCGGAAGUCCAAGUUCAUCAUUUCUUAGUAGUAAUAAUGGAAUUAGUGAAAUUAAAGACAAUGCUGGUACUAUGGGAAUUUUGAUUAGUGAAAAUGAUAUAUACCAAAUUUUUAACACUUACUUUUCUGGUAAAAUGCCUUGUAUAAGUAAGGAAGCCCAGAAAGCCGUUCAAAAUUUUGUUGAAGCACCAAAAAAGUCACAUGAACUAAUAUCCCUAGCAAGAAGAGCAUUGAUUCAUACCCAAAACGCAGUUUUUAAAGAACUUCAAGAUGUUUAUCUUGUCAAUUACAGAAAAUCGGAUGUUUUUCUCAACUUUCUUGCUUCUGAUCGUAAGCAAGCAGCCGAAAAGGCCACCACCACUGCUGAAAGCACUAUUGAUUCUUUACAAAUGGAAAGCAUUUCUGAUUAUGAAGAACCUGUUAAUAAGCCAAAUGAAAAAGAUGUUGAAGAUAUUGAAAAGGUCUUUGACUCUAUUAUGGGAAAUAAGUUUACAGGACCCAGCCGAAGUAAUACUUCUUCAUUAAAUGAAGUUUUUUUGGGUAAUAAUCUUAAAUCAAGUUCCAAAAUUUCGGGUUUGGUUGAAGAUAAAAGAGUGAAACGAAAUUCCGGUGCCCCUUUACCUUUAUUUGAGGAUUCUGAAAGUGAAAUGUAUUCCGAUAUGGAUACUGCCGAUGAAACUGGUGAUGAGCAUGAAGAGAAGCCAACAAGUGAGCUUCAUUUAGCCGCGCCAGGUGAUCUUGGGUUAACUGAAGCAAUUAAUAUGCUGACAAAGCAAAUAAAAGUUUUGUAUCGUCAAGAACAGGUACUCGAGCCACUUCUUCAGAAAGCUGAGCUAACAAAUAAUGUUGGAAAUUUAAGAGUUUUGAGAAAAUCCAAAGCAAGUUUAGAGCGAGAAAUUCAAAGAAAAGAGUUACAACGUCAGCAAUAUAUUGUUCAAGAGUCGGAAAACAGUUUAUAUGGUCGUUCCAACAUUCAAAUUCAAUCUCAUAUGACUGCUCGAGACUCAAAUGGACCGUUUAUUCUUUAUGUUAUUGAAGUUGAGCGACUUGAUUUUAACGGUAAUAUUUCUGCUGGAUGGGUUGUUGCCAGAAGAUAUUCUCAAUUUUUUCAGCUCCACCAACUUCUUAGAAGCAUUUUCCCUCAAGUACGAAAUCUAGAAUUUCCUAAAAAACGGGUCGUCUUAAAGUUUCAACAAAAAUCAUUUGCUGAUGUUCGCCGUAUUGCACUUCAAAAGUAUCUUCGUGACUUGCUUCAAAUGCCGGAUGUUUGUAGGUCAAAAGCAUUUCGGAUGUUUCUUUCCUCUGAAACAUUUUCAAUAGAUUCCGUCAAGGAUUAUGUUCCCAAAUCUAGUAAGGAAGGAACUGCAGCUGCUGCUUUAGCAGCUACUGGUGGGAAAAGGGACUCAGCAUUUUAUCUUGAUGAAUAUGAAAGUGAUGGGGAUGAGGAUAUUUAUGAUGAUACUGAAAUGAGUUCAAGUGGUCUUAUUGGAGGUUAUAAUAAUGCUGGGGUACCAUUUACGCAGGACUCUGGCUUUCCUACAUUAGCCCUUGAAGCAGAGGCUGAGAUGGAAGAUCCUUCUCAUAAACCCUUUAUACAACCCAUCUGUGAUUUUUUCAUUCAAAUCUUUGGAUUUGACCGUGGAAAUAAUUGGGUUAGAGGUCGUGCUGUUGUUGUGGUUGUUCAACAGAUUCUUGGUGGAACCAUUGAACGAAAACUUCGGGAGGCUAUUGUUGGAAAUUUAGCUUCCGAAAAGAAUUUUACUGAUGGAAUUCAAAGACUGCUUGACGCAAUGUGGCCCAAUGGUAUUUCAUUUAUGGCAGCACAAGCUUCAAAAGCUGAAUCACAACCCGAAAGAACAGGUGCUGAGAAAAUGAAAUGCAAACAUGAUUCAAGAGUGAUUGUUCAUACACUUAUCCGGGAUACAUGUAUGAAAAUAGUGGGGUCUACAUCUUCUAAGUAUGCUUCUUAUCAUUUAUUUGAAAUGUUUCAGCAUGAAAAACUUAAUGCACACCUAGUAUACUCUUUGUUAGAUGUUUUGAUAGAUGAAUUAUUCCCUGAGGUUUAA